GCAGCAGCUAUCAGUUCACUGGGCAAAACAAAACUAUAUAAAUUAUAAAACUGCCCAAUUAUUAUAGUUAAUAAAUUACAUUAAAAUGGUCGAUGAAUUGAGAAAGUAUUUGAACCAUUUACUAGAAAAGGUGAAUGGUCUUCAUUGUAUACUAAUUACUGAUCGAGAUGGUGUGCCACUCGUACGCGCAGUAACAGAAAGGGCACCACAGUUAGCUUUGCGGCCUAAUUUUAUUUCUACAUUCGGUAUGGCCACGGAUCAAGCAAGCAAAUUGGGUUUGGGUAGGAACAAGACUAUUAUAUCUAUGUAUUCAAGUUAUCAGGUAAUUCAAAUGAAUAAAUUACCUUUGGUAAUAACAUUCAUUGGUAGUGAUAGUUGCAACACGGGUCAUAUUUUAUCAUUGGAGAGCCAGAUAGAACCAUUCUUAAAGGAUUUAGCUGCAAUAGUGGUGGACACACCAUGAAUAUUAUUACAAAUGUAAUGGGUAAAAAUUACUAAUGUUAGAAAUCAUGUACAG
Messenger RNA from Chilo suppressalis (striped riceborer), 517 nucleotides. The record is from the annotation of a GenBank genome assembly. NCBI's taxonomy places the organism in Eukaryota, Metazoa, Arthropoda, Insecta, Lepidoptera, Crambidae.